This is a messenger RNA of Colletotrichum destructivum, 3063 nucleotides long. Its product is annotated as Putative amidase. The transcript has 5 exons. Lineage: Eukaryota; Fungi; Ascomycota; Sordariomycetes; Glomerellales; Glomerellaceae. The coding region runs from base 1016 to 2626 and encodes 536 amino acids. The record is from RefSeq and is a predicted model, not a curated record.
UUGUAUGCUACCUAUCACCACCGCCGCCCCUCCCGCCUCAGUAUCGAGGGGGAAAAAGACACCCGGCGAUCCUGACGUCGCAGGGCCUUGUUUGCCUCGUGUUCCAACGGAACAGCGAAGCUUAACCCUUGUUGGCUUUUGAUGAUGCCGUCCCGCCGUGUGCGUCACUUGAUUGUCUCUCCCACCAACAACGCGGCAACUCUUACCAAUGGUCCUCUCCCUCCCCUCCCCUCCCCUCCCCUCCCCCCAAGGCCUCGCGCCUAGACGGGAUCCGUCUGCGGAUAGUGUCUGGGACGGGUUGGAGUUGGUUGGCACGCGGAGGCGACUAGCGGCGUCCGAGGCAUUCAUGGCUUGUUCUGACUCCUCCUGUGGUCUAUUACAACCUGGAUACACCCGCCAAGUCGAUGAGGGGGAGGGGGGGGGAUAUCCUUAUCCAGAGACUCGGACAAGACUCCGGCCUCAUCAAGGUGGACAACUCCGCAUUGCUCGUGGUGUUGAGCUCCUGCUUAUCGAGAUAGAGACAUGGAUGGAAUGUUCUCCGCACCAUCAUCGUCCAGGGGGUUUGGCGUUUCCCGGCGGCAUCUUCCAUCUUAUCUCUCAACACGGACACUCUCCAAACACCUUAUUGAUACAACCGUCCUUCCAUGGGCUGAGCCAUGAACCCCACCCACAGUUCCCGCGGGGUUACUUUGACACUGUCACGCUUCUCCGUCUCCCCCCCUCUCCCUCACCCUCACCAUACUCCAUGUAGAUAGAUCUUGGGCGUUGGGGUCAUGCAUGCCCGGAUCCCGCUAUUACCACCGAUGACCGGUGCAGUUCAUCACCCACCUCUUGCGCCAUGAUCCUCCGACAACCCCCCAUCAACCGCAGCAGUCAGUGUAUUUAACACGCAUCGAGCCGGUCUAGUCGCUUCGAGGCCAUUCGCUCUCUCUGACCCUUAUCUUAUCUCUUUCUCUCGAGUCUUGACCCAUCUUGACAACAGACGACAGAGACAGACAAGACACUCGUUCACAUCAUGGGAAGCCUCAAGACCGAACCCUGGGAGCUGGCCGCCGCCAAGAAGCGCGAGUCCCUCGCCGCCUCCAUCCCCCCGGAAUGGCGCGUGCCCAAGACCCUGCUGCCCCCGGACUCCCAGGACGACGUCACCACCUGGCCCGAGACGUCUGGCUGGUUCACCGCGGAGGAGCUCGCCAUCACCGACAGCACCGCCGCCGAACUCAUCGCGAAACUCGCCUCGGGGGAGCUCAAGUCGGUGGACGUCACGACGGCCUUUUGUAAGCGCGCCGUCGCCGCUCAUCAACUCACAAACUGCCUCUCGGAAACAUGCUUCGACCGCGCCCUCGCCACGGCCAGGGCCAGGGACGAACACUUCGCGCGCACCGGACGGCCCGUCGGCCCCUUCCACGGCCUGCCCAUCUCCCUCAAGGACAACUUCCACCUCAAGGGCCUUGACGCCACCGUGGGCUUCACCUCGCACAUCGGCGACCCGUCCGACAGCGAUGCCGCCCUCGCCGCCCUGCUCGAGGACGCCGGCGCCGUCUUCUACGUCAAGACCAACGUGCCCACCGCCAUGAUGAUCGCCGAGUCCGUCAACAACGUCUUCGGCCGCACCGUCAACCCGCGGAACAGGAACCUCACGAGCGGCGGGAGCUCCGGCGGGGAGUCCGCGCUCAUCGCCAUGAAGGGGAGCCCUCUCGGCAUCGGGACUGAUAUCGGUGGCUCUCUCCGCAUCCCCGCCGCUUGCACCGGCAUCUUCACCCUCCGCCCUUCCUUCGGCCGCUUCCCGACCCUCGGCUGCCGCUCCGGCAUGUCCGGCCAAGAAGCCGUGCAGUCUGUCAACGGGCCCAUGACGCGCACCCUGACCGACCUGGAACUUUACAGCAGGGCCGUCGUCGGCCGCCAGACCUGGCUCCACGACCCCCGCUGCGUCCCGAUCCCGUGGCGCGACAUCUCCCUCCCCGACCGCCUCACCAUCGCCGUCAUGUGGCACGACGGCAUGGUCCGCCCGACGCCUCCCGUUGCCCGCGCGUUCGCGCUCACCGUCGAGAGGCUCAGGGCCGCCGGCCACACCGUCGUCGACUGGGACCCGCGCGACCAGGCGCAGGGCCUGAGCCUGCUGGGCCGCAUGUUCGUCGCCGACGGCGGCGUCUCCAUCCGGAAGGAGCUCGAGAGGACGGGCGAGCCGUUCCGGCCCGAGAUGAAGGCGUACGAGACGGCCCGGGAACUGGGCACCUACGAAAUGUGGCAGCUGCACAUCGAGCGGACGGCGUACCAGAAGCGGUACCUCGACCGGUGGAACGAGGCCGGCAUCGACGCGAUCCUCUGCCCGACCACGCCGUUCGCCAGCGUCAGGAACGGGGAGUACAAGCAUGUUGGGUACACCGGCGUGUACAACGUGCUGGACUACUCUUGCGUGUCAUUCCCCACGGGCCUCUCGGCGGACGAGAGCCUGGACAUGCUCCUCGACUCCCACGGGACGCCGCUGGGGCCGGACUGCGAGGCCGUCAACGCCCAAUACGAUCCAUCCGCCGUGCACGGGAUGCCCAUCAGCCUGCAACUCGUUGCCCGUCGGCUGGAAGAAGAGAAGGCCAUCGCCAUGGUCGGGCGUGUUCUAGAGGUUCUUUGAAUUGCUGGAAUUUGUUUCUUUCUUUUUUGUUCUUAGCAUAAGCGUUGGGCAUUUUUAAUGUAACAUGAGAGCGUGCAACACGUACAAACUAAUGAUCAAACAGAUGGCCAUGUGGAACGCUCGCCAUUGUAUCUUGGGAGAGGGUGUAUUAUGCUCAAUGUCGAGAAUGAAGUACCUUCACCUUUCCCAGCCGGUAAGAGAACUCUCGUCGGCAUGCCUGGGUUUGUUGAAAACACGCAAAGGAACCGGCCUUACCGAGUCGGUUACCCAAAUCUAUCAAUACCAUCCCAUUUCUCACGUUGUUCACUCGAGGGCAUACAGCAGGGAAAGGAUUACAUCUCUGCCAGAGGGAACCGAUGGGAGGGGGGCCCUGAACGAACACCUCAAAACGUCAUCAACUCAGAAAAACACUACUAUAUAGACAUUAUCAAACUACG